AUGAUUCGUAAAAUAAAUUUUCUGGCGAAGAUAUCAUUGACGAUUCAACCUCGAGGAGGAAGAUGGGAUGGUGAAAGUGGUGAUGAUGUGAAUAUGUGUUUUGGGCGAAAUGAAAAUGAGAUUGGGGUUACAGUGAGAUCACGGGUUCUGUUUGAUGUUAAUGGUGAGGGUUUUGGUAAUGGUUUCACGAUAUGUUGGUUUCGAGCUUGUGAAGAACCUCGUUAG
Molecule: messenger RNA, 225 nt
Organism: Lathyrus sativus (Indian pea)
Lineage: Eukaryota; Viridiplantae; Streptophyta; Magnoliopsida; Fabales; Fabaceae
Source: the annotation of a GenBank genome assembly